AUGUCUAUCAUUUUGAUUAUGGGCAUACCAGCGGCGGGAAAGUCUUCUUUGAUCUCUGAGCUUCGACAGACUAGAGAUUGUCAUAUUUUUUCUUGGGAUCACCUCGUUGGGCACAAAGUUCAACAAUUCGAGGCUCAUAAGGCUAGAAAGCAGUUCGAAAAUCAAAUCCGCCAAUUCUUAGAGACAAUUGAGUCGAAGCCUAUCGUUUUAAUCGAAGAUAAUUUUUAUCUUCAAAGUAUGAGACGUCCUUUUGAGCGAAUGGCCAGGAAGUAUGGGCUGUCCUAUAUGGUCGUUCACCUCUCGUGUGCUCUAGACGAAGCAUUAACACGCAAUUCUCGGAGGGAUGACUUAGAACGGGUUGAUAAAGAGAGUAUCCGAAAGAUCUACAAAGAAAUUGAAGUUCCUGAUGAUGCGUACCUAUUUACGACCAUUGAGGAUUUGAACAAACAGAUCGACCAGUUGAAUGAAUUAAGUAAAACACUUGUUGCGUCCCGCGAUGUGCCAAGUAGCCAGGAGGGCGCUUCGCCACCUUCUACUUUGGCUUUAUUCGAGAAAUCAGUCCGUCAGUUAAUUGGCGAUUUGGUAAAAGAGGGAUAUGAUGGUCGAAGAUUAAGCGUGGCGAAGAAGCUGGUAAUGGAGGAAGUGAGAAAAAUGAGUGACCAACAGGCUUUGUCUGUUGACUUCUCACGCGAUCUACUUUUUCAAUACUAUUGGUGCGUACUUGUUGGUAGAAGUCUAUGGACUGAGCGUGUACUUCAAUCUUUUCUUUAA
This is a messenger RNA of Auanema sp. JU1783, 771 nucleotides long. Lineage: Eukaryota; Metazoa; Nematoda; Chromadorea; Rhabditida; Rhabditidae. The record is from the annotation of a GenBank genome assembly.